This is a messenger RNA of Haliotis rubra (blacklip abalone), 1411 nucleotides long. RefSeq names its product tryptophan 2,3-dioxygenase-like. Bases 92 to 1336 code for a protein of 414 amino acids. Gene Ontology annotation, molecular function: heme binding; metal ion binding; L-tryptophan 2,3-dioxygenase activity. Lineage: Eukaryota; Metazoa; Mollusca; Gastropoda; Lepetellida; Haliotidae. The transcript has 15 exons. The record is from RefSeq and is a predicted model, not a curated record.
GUGCCCUACAGAUAGGUGAAUCCUCGGGCUGGUUGUCAAAAGGUCGGACUGUGGAAGCACUGUAUGUUGACAGAGAAACGAUAAACGAAACAUGUCACAGGAACGACUAAACUACACCAACUAUCUAAAGCUCUCCGACCUCCUACAGUGCCAGCAGCUGUGCAGUGAGAAGGCAGGGGCCGCCAUCCAUGAUGAACACCUAUUCAUCAUAACACAUCAAGCGUACGAGUUAUGGUUCAAGCAGAUGUUGUACGAGAUAGACUCAGUCAGAGAAAUCUUCAACACAAAGCUAAUGGAUGAGAGCAAGACCCUCCUGGUUCUCAGUCGCUUAAACAGAGUCGUUCUGAUCCUGAAGCUUUUAGUUGACCAGUUCACCAUCCUUGAGACGAUGACCCCUCUAGACUUCAUUGAAUUCAGGACACACCUAGCAACAGCAUCCGGGUUCCAGAGUCUUCAGUUCCGGUUGAUUGAGAAUAAACUGGGCGUGAAGGAAGAAUCCCGCAUCAAAUACAAUCAGCAGCACUACAUGAAGGUGUUCAACGACCCCAAGUCUAUCCGUCAACUUGAGGAUUCUCUAGAGAGCCCAUCGUUACUGCAACUGGUGGAACGCUGGUUAGAGAGAACUCCCGGUUUAGCAGAGCGAACAUUUAACUUCUGGCAAGUCUUCCAACAGGCUGUGUCCCGAUGGCUGGAAGACACAAUCGUGGGACCAGCAGAGGAAGAAGCAAACCCGGUGCAAAAGGAAAUCAUGUUGCAGGAAUACCAGAAACAAAAGGAAUCCUUCCAGUCAAUAUUUGAUGAAUCUGUCUACACGAUGUAUCUUGUUUCAGGUGAACGUCGGUUGAGCCACAAAGCCUUCCAGGGGGCGAUGUUUAUCUCCUUGUACAGAGACGAGGCUCGGUUUAACCAGCCUUAUAAACUCAUCACGUUGUUGAUGGACAUCGAUUCCCUCAUGACAAAAUGGAGAUACAAUCACGUUAUGAUGGUGCAGCGUAUGAUCGGCAGCAAAGUCGGCACUGGAGGUUCCUCGGGGUAUCAGUACUUGCGAUCCACAAUAAGCGACAGAUACAAGGUAUUCUUGGACCUGUUCAACCUUUCAACCUUCUUAGUGCCCAGAGCAUACAUUCCAAAACUGAGCAGUCGGUUGAAGCGGCGAUUGAGCGUGCUUUCAGCUGACCAAUUAAUGGACGACAUUAACGGAGACGAGAACGAGCUGACCAAUGGGGACAGAGACUCAGAGUCGGCCGAUGAAAGGACACUUGUUGACGGAGUGACCACAAUUCUCCAUCACGAUGACAACUGCAAAUGCUCGAAACUGGACCAGCCAAUCCAGUGAUCGAUAAUGUGCUCAACGACCCAUGUCGUGGGGUCAUGGUGGUGACACGCAAUCAAGUAAAACAUGAAGCCUGGC